This is a messenger RNA of Ictalurus furcatus (blue catfish), 843 nucleotides long. RefSeq names its product platelet-activating factor acetylhydrolase, isoform Ib, gamma subunit (gene pafah1b3). The record is from RefSeq and is a predicted model, not a curated record. NCBI's taxonomy places the organism in Eukaryota, Metazoa, Chordata, Actinopteri, Siluriformes, Ictaluridae. The transcript has 6 exons. Bases 59 to 727 code for a protein of 222 amino acids.
GUCACUUCCUUUAUUGGCGCGUCGCUAGUUUGCGGAAGCAAGCGAAAGAAUAACAGUAAUGAGCAGCGGAGAUAGCAAUCCUGCAGCCACCCCCACCCCCUGUGAUGACAUACACGGUGAUGGACGAUGGAUAUCACUGCACAAUCGUUUUGUGUCAGACAGUAAAGGGAAAGAACCGGACGUGCUCUUUGUUGGAGACUCUCUUGUCCAACUAAUGCAUGAGUUUGAGGUGUGGAGAAAUCUGUUCUCUCCACUCCAUUCUCUGAAUUUUGGGAUUGGUGGUGAUGCAACACAGCAUGUCCUAUGGAGACUCACUAAUGGAGAACUGGACCAUAUCUGCCCCAAGGUGGUAGUGUUGUGGGUGGGCACUAAUAAUCAUGGCCACACCCCUGAGCAGAUCUGUGGAGGCAUCAUGGCCAUCGUUAACGUGAUCAACAAGCACCUUCCUCAAACUCACGUUCUUGUACUGGGUGUUUUGCCAAGAGGCAAGAGUCCGAACCCGCUGCGAGAGCGCAAUGCGCGGGUGAACACCCUGGUGCAGGCUGAGUUGGCAUCUCUCUCCUAUGCCUCACUUCUGGACGUGGAUCCUGGAUUCGUCCAAUCAGAUGGCUCAAUCUCCCACCAGGACCUAUACGACUAUCUCCACCUCACUGCACAGGCCUAUCAGAAAGUGUGCCAGCCGAUAUACACACGCAUUAAAGCUCUGUUAGAAACACACACACCCUGAGUGCAGAGAAGACAAAGAAGUCUUCAUACACUAUUGUAGACAUGUAUCCUACAUACAGACAUUAUCAACAGCAACAAAAAAACAUGCACUUACAUUAAUACUGUUACGGACCAACA